GCAGCACUCGACACCAUCAGCCAACCAGACUCAACAAGAUGAGCGACGAAGAGGACAUAGAGGUGGAAGUUCCCCAGUUGGCAGAGGAUGAUCCUAUGAGGGCAUUUUUACCCCAGUCUUUUGGAAAGAAGGAAAAGCAAGCAGAUGUCGCGGCGCAAAUUGGUCGAACGAAGCGCACAGUGGCGAGCCCAGAGAAGUCAAAGGAUGAACAACAGAAGAUCAAGCAAGCGCCAGCAUCUAACGAUUCGCGAUCCAACGAUGAGGAUGACUCUGACGACUCUGACGACUCGGAUCAAUCUGACGACGAUGAAUUCCCAGUCUCUCAUGAGCUAGUCCUCAAGACCCACGAGCGCGCUGUCACUACAACUUCUUUGGAUCCCUCAGGAUCGAGAUUAGUCACUGGAUCAACAGACUGUACCUUGAAGCUCCAUGAUUUUGCAUCUAUGACACCUACGACCCUUCGAGCAUUCAAGAGCGUGGAUCCAAAUGCUUCAAAGACCUCAGCGAACUCGGAAACACAUCCCAUCAACCAUGUCGAAUUCAACCCAUUAUCUGGGGGAACAUUCCUUUGCGUCUCGGCGCAUCCGCAAGCAAAGGUCAUGAAUAGAGACGGGGAGGUCCUCGCAGAAUUUGUCAAGGGGGAUAUGUAUCUGAGGGAUAUGAACAACACUAAAGGGCACAUUUCAGAAGUCACCACAGGUACAUGGAAUCCCGUUGAUAGAAAUAUCUGCGUUACAGCCGGUACAGACAGUACACUGCGGAUAUGGGAUGUGAAUUUCAGGAGGAGUCAAAAAGAAGUCAUUGUGCAUAAGUCUAGGGUGGCAGGAUCAGCUGGAAGAACAAGAAUGACAGCAGUAGCUUGGGGAAGCCCUCUCCAAGGGGGUAAUAAUGUGCUGGUUGCUGCGGCUCUCGACGGAAGCCUUGUCAUGUGGAGCGGAGAUGGGCCGUAUUCAAGACCUGCAGCAGAGAUCCGGGAAGCACACAAGCCCGAUACUUGGACUGGAGGUAUCGAUAUUAGCUCAGAUGGUCGAAUGGUUAUCACCAGGGGUGGUGAUGAUCUGAUAAAGCUCUGGGAUACUAGAAAGUUCAAAACGCCUGUGGUCACAGUAUCACAUCCUUCUACGUCGGAUCAUUAUCCCGUUACGAACAUCAAAUACUCGCCCACAUCGUCCAGUAUCAUUACUGGUUCCGCAUCUGGCCACCUCCACAUCUUGAACCCUGGAAACCUCAAACCCGAACUUGUCACUCCAGUGACGCCUGGAUCUCCACUGAUAACAGUCCAAUGGCACCCGAAACUCAAUCAAAUCGUCACGGGUUCUGCCAAUGCCGAAGUACACGUUCUAUAUAAUCCUAACACGUCUGUACGCGGCGCUGUGGAUGUUAUGUCUCGUGCGCCAAAGAAGAGACACGUGGAUGAUGAUCCAAACUUCACCACAGACCAGUCAGCUGGUAUGGCUGGAGACGAAGUUGCCCCUGGUGGAGUUCCAAACUCCUUUGCUGCUCGACACCCAACCAUUGGACUUACAGCUUCCGGUCGGUCACGUGAUCCUCGACGGCCCCAAGUUCCCAUGGUGACGCCGUUUAUGAAGAGUCAACCCGACGAGGCCCACAUAAAUGAGAAUAUCCCAUUGAGUAGUAUGCGUGACGAGGAUCCUAGGGAGGCUUUGCUGAAAUAUGCUGAGUUGGCGGAAAAGGAGCCUUUGUUUACGAAUGCCUGGAAGGAGACUCAGCCAAAAACACAGUAUGCUGAAUUAAGUGACGAUGAGGAGGAGGAGGGGCCGGACAAGAAGAAACUGAAGAGGUAACGGGACGAAGUCUGUGUUGGUGAACACGGCAUUCAAGGCGUUUUGGGAUGGAGGUAACAAAAUGUAAGGAUUAAUAAGUCUAAUGGUAAGCUACCUGCAUUAUAGAGGCAAAUGCAAGUGCAGCGAAUGUAACUUGACAGAUAUGGAUACUGAGAUCCUUUACGUCAAUUCCCUGCCUCUCUUAGGUUCUCGAAUUCCUACCUCCUAGUAGACCGUAAGUCAGGAA
Molecule: messenger RNA, 2031 nt
Organism: Amorphotheca resinae ATCC 22711
Lineage: Eukaryota; Fungi; Ascomycota; Leotiomycetes; Helotiales; Amorphothecaceae
Exons: 1
Coding region: 39-1805 (588 amino acids)
Biological process (GO): regulation of DNA double-strand break processing
Cellular component (GO): nucleus; site of double-strand break
Molecular function (GO): protein binding
Source: RefSeq, a predicted model, not a curated record